GCCAACGAGCUCAUCGACAUCCUCAAGACUCCUCAAGCACACUACAUAACAAUAUGGCUCGGGGACCCAAAAAGCACUUGAAGCGUCUCGCUGCGCCCUCGUCAUGGAUGUUGGAUAAACUGAGUGGAACAUACGCUCCCCGCCCUUCCCCCGGCCCCCACAAACUCCGCGAAUCCCUCCCCCUUACUGUCUUCCUUCGCAAUAGGCUAAAGUACGCGCUGACUGGCCGUGAAGUUACCGCAAUCGUCAAGCAACGCUUGAUCAAAAUAGACGGCAAGGUCCGCACCGAUCCCACCUACCCUGCUGGGUUUAUGGAUGUCAUAUCAAUUGAAAAAUCUGGCGAGCACUUCCGUCUCCUGUACGACGUCAAGGGCCGUUUUACCAUUCACCGCAUCACCCCCGAGGAGGCCAACUACAAGCUCUUGAAAGUCCGUAGAGUUGCCAUCGGUGCCCGUGGUGUCCCCCACAUCGUCACUCACGACGGCCGAACCAUCCGUUACCCAGAUCCUCUCAUCCAGGUGAACGACACCGUUAAGUUUGAUCUUGAGCAAGGCAAGAUCACCGACUACGUCAAAUUCGACACCGGCAACAUUGUCAUGAUCACUGGCGGGCGUAACAUGGGCAGGGCUGGUGUCAUCGUUCACAGGGAGAAGCAUAUCGGUGGAUUUGAUAUUGUACAUGUCAAGGACUCUCUGGACAGGACAUUUGCCACGCGGGUGACCAACAUCUUUGUCAUCGGUGAGGGUAUCAAGCCCUGGAUCUCACUGCCCAAAGGCAAGGGUACCAAGCUCACGAUUUCGGAAGAGAGGGAUGUCAAGAGAAAGCAACGGGCCGAGCAAUAG
Messenger RNA from Laccaria bicolor S238N-H82, 842 nucleotides. Its product is annotated as 40S ribosomal protein S4. Gene Ontology annotation, cellular component: ribosome; cytosolic small ribosomal subunit. Gene Ontology annotation, molecular function: structural constituent of ribosome; RNA binding. NCBI's taxonomy places the organism in Eukaryota, Fungi, Basidiomycota, Agaricomycetes, Agaricales, Hydnangiaceae. Bases 54 to 842 code for a protein of 262 amino acids. Gene Ontology annotation, biological process: translation. The record is from RefSeq and is a predicted model, not a curated record. The transcript is spliced from 5 exons.